Messenger RNA from Metarhizium album ARSEF 1941, 891 nucleotides. Its product is annotated as formyltetrahydrofolate deformylase. The record is from RefSeq and is a predicted model, not a curated record. The transcript has a single exon. Gene Ontology annotation, biological process: 'de novo' IMP biosynthetic process. Gene Ontology annotation, molecular function: formyltetrahydrofolate deformylase activity. The coding region runs from base 1 to 891 and encodes 296 amino acids. NCBI's taxonomy places the organism in Eukaryota, Fungi, Ascomycota, Sordariomycetes, Hypocreales, Clavicipitaceae.
AUGCCCAACGACAACGACUACAUCCUCACGCUCUCGUGUCCCGACAAGCCGGGCAUCAUCCACGCGGUGACGGCCGUCUUCGCGUCGCACGGCCACAAUGUCCUCGACCUGCAGCAGUUCAGCGACCCCGUGUCGCGGCGCUUCUUUAUGCGCGUGCACUUUGGCCCCAAGGCCAGCUCCGGCUCCGGCUCCGACGCCGACUCGGUCUCGCCCGCGACGGAGCACCUCGCCCGGCCGUUUGCCGCCCUGGCCGCCGAGUACGACAUGACGUACGACAUCCGCCCCGUGGCCCAGAAGGUGAGGGUGCUCAUCAUGGUGUCCAAGAUUGGCCACUGCCUCAACGACCUCCUGUUCCGCACCAAGACGGGCCAGCUCCGGGUCGAGGUGCCCGUCAUCGUGUCCAACCACACCGACCACGAGCCGCUCGCCCGCUCGUACGGCAUCGAGUUCCACCACCUCCCCGUGACGGGGGACACCAAGGCCCAGCAGGAGGCGCAGGUGCUCGAGCUCGUGGCCCGGCACGGCAUCGAGCUCGUCGUGCUCGCGCGCUACAUGCAGGUGCUGUCGCCGGCGCUCUGCGAGGCCAUGUCGGGCCGCAUCAUCAACAUCCACCACAGCUUCCUGCCGUCCUUCAAGGGCGCCAGGCCGUACCACCAGGCCUACGAGCGGGGCGUCAAGAUUAUCGGCGCCACGGCGCACUUUGUCACGGCGGACCUGGACGAGGGGCCCAUCAUUGAGCAGCGCGUAGCGCGCGUCGACCACAGCAUGGACCCCAAGGAGCUGGUGGAGGAGGGGUCCAACGUCGAGAGCCAGGUCCUGGCUGCGGCCGUGCGGUGGUACGCCGACCGGAGGGUGUUUUUGAACGGCUCCAAGACGGUCGUGUUUGGGUGA